Messenger RNA from Mugil cephalus (flathead mullet), 17169 nucleotides. It is a transcript of the gene fat3a, whose product is annotated as FAT atypical cadherin 3a. The coding region runs from base 289 to 14265 and encodes 4658 amino acids. Gene Ontology annotation, cellular component: cell-cell junction; plasma membrane. The transcript has 31 exons. Gene Ontology annotation, biological process: homophilic cell-cell adhesion. Gene Ontology annotation, molecular function: calcium ion binding. The record is from RefSeq and is a predicted model, not a curated record. Lineage: Eukaryota; Metazoa; Chordata; Actinopteri; Mugiliformes; Mugilidae.
AUUUUUCCUAGCUUCAAGAAAUCGGUCUCCCCAGUGUUUAAAGAAAACAGUGACAUCAAAUCCGGUCGGAGACGACGCCAUAGAUUUGCGGUGUGUGGCUGCAUCUCUGCGCUCAACCCUUGCACAUCCUGGGAACACGUAGCAGUAAAAAGUGGAGCAGAGAACGCGAAGCGUAGUGGACGUCAGCAGUCAGAGUCACAGUGGUUCAGCUUGUGUGGAUGAUUCUGAGUUGGACUGACCUUUUCACCGGGAGAUUCAGCAGCGUUGUCGGGAUGGAGUUAUGACGGAAUGGAUGUGAAUAUGGGCCAGUGGGUGGGCAUACAAGCUUUUCUUCUCAGCCUGGCCCUGCUGCUGCUGCUUUCAAAGCUACCACCCUGCUACAGCCAAAACAGCAGAGGGACUCCUCACGAUGGAUCUACCUUCAGCUUCACUCAGUCCGUGUACCACACCACAGUUUAUGAAAAUUCACCAGCGCGAACCUUUGUCAACAGUAAGAUCAAAAUGGGGAUCCAUGUGGCUCAAGUCUCCUGGGAAAUCCGCUAUAGAAUCACAUCAGGGGACGAUGAAGGAUUUUUCAAGGCAGAGGAGUAUGUGCUGGGUGACUUUUGCUUCAUGCGCAUAAGGACUAAGGGUGGUAAUGCAGCCAUGUUGAACCGAGAAAUUCAGGAUAAUUAUGUUUUGACAGUAAAAGCUACUGUCAAGGGAGAGGCUGUUCUUGAGACUUGGACUAAAGUCAGCAUCCAGGUUUUGGAUAUGAAUGACCUCCGGCCUUUGUUCUCACCUACCACAUACUCUGUCACCAUAGCAGAGAGCACCCCUCUAAGGAGCAGCAUAGCACAAGUUACUGCCACAGAUGCAGAUAUUGGCUCCAAUGGGGAGUUUUACUAUUUCUUCAAGGAGAAAAUGGAACUGUUUGCAGUACACCCAACUAGUGGAGUGGUUUCUCUCAGUGGGAAGCUUAAUGUUGAUGAGCAGAGCCGUUAUGACUUAGAAAUCCUGGCAGUAGACCGUGGCAUGAAGCUGUAUGGAAAUAAUGGAGUCAGCAGUACAGCCAAGCUUUUUGUCCAUGUAGAGCGUGUGAAUGAGCAUGCUCCAUACAUGACUGUGGUCAUCCACAGCCCCUCAUGGGUGGACAAAAACACUGUGUAUGCAAUAGUUACUGUUGAGGACCUGGAUGAAGGCUCAAGUGGGGAAAUAGAGUCAGUGGUCAUUGUGAGUGGGAACCCGUCAGAAUGUUUUUUUAUUGAAAGAUCUGGGGAACAUGAGUUUGCCAUAAAAGCCUCUGAAUCAGUAAACUGGGAGACUUACCCUUAUGGCUUUAACCUGACCUUGCAGGCAAAAGACAGAGGAAACCCACAAAAGUUCUCAGCUGCUGAGGCUAUACACAUUAGUGUCAGGAAACAACAGGAAGCAGAAGCAAAAUUUGAGCAAGAGCUGUAUGAGGUUAGCCUCGAUGAAAUUUCACCACCAGGCACAAUCAUAGAAGCUGUUAAAGUCAGACCAGAACCUGAUGAUGCAGAAUAUAUCCUGACACCGUCUGAAGAUUCCUUUUACUUUCAAAUUAAUACCCUAACAGGUGUCAUCUCUACCAUUCGCUGGUUCACUCAGGUGUCCCGGGAUGUCUUUAAUCUUGAAGUAUUGGAAGUAGACAGUGAGUGCAAAGUCAUAGUGCGGGUAACUAUUUUGGAUGCCAAUGAUAACACACCAACAUUUGUUCAGUCUGCUUAUGAUAUUUUUGUCAAUGAAAGUAUACCAGUUGGGACCAGUGUAUUAACAGUUUCUGCUGUAGAUGAAGAUAAAGGUGAAAAUGGAUACAUAACUUACAGCAUUUCCAGCCUUCACCCAUUACCCUUCAAAAUCAAUCAGUUUUCGGGUGUUAUCAGCACCACUAAAGAGUUGGACUUUGAAUCUUCAUCAGAACAUUUUGUGUUUGUUAUCAGAGCAUCUGACUGGGGCUCCCCUUACAGGCGAGAGAGUGAAGUCAAUGUAACAAUCCACCUGGAAAAUGUAAAUGAUAAUCAGCCAUUGUUUGAGAAAGUAGCAUGCCAGGGAGUGAUUUCAGAGGAUUUCCCAAUAGAUGAAGUGAUUACCACAAUGUCUGCCAUUGAUAUAGAUGAGUUGGCGUUAGUGAAAUAUAAGAUCAUUUCAGGGAAUGCACAGGGGUACUUUGACCUCAACCCAGAUUCUGGAGUCCUUGCACUGCGGCAUUCCCUUGCCACAGCUAGUCCCCAAAACAGUGUUUUUAGUUUAAAAAUAACUGCCACAGAUGGUGAGAAUUUUUCUGACCCGAUGUUUGUUAACAUCUCUGUUGUUCAUGGAAAAUCUCCUCCCAAGUAUUUUACCUGUGAAGAGACAAGGGUGGCCCGAAAAUUAGCUGAAAAGUUACUCAAAAAAUCCAAAACAACCUCUAAGCCUAAAAUCCAGGAUGGUUUUAUUGACAUUUUUUCUGUCAAUUGGCAAACACCCCAAUUUGCAAAAAACUUUCCUACAGAUAUCUCUGUGCGUGAAGAUCUAAAGGUUGGCUCAAGUGUUUUUAAGGUUAAUGCCCAUGAUGGGGACACAGGUUUCAAUGGUCAAAUUCUGUAUUCUAUUCCAAAUGGAAACACUGAUAGCUGUUUUACUAUAGACAUGCAGACUGGUCUUAUUAGUGUUUUUCUGCCCAUGGAUAGAGAGAAGAGAGAUCGUUAUCUCCUUAAUCUAACUAUCUAUGACCUUGGACUUCCACAGAAAACUGCCUGGCGUUUGCUUACUGUCUACAUAGAGGAUGCAAAUGAUAAUGCACCCCAGUUUUUGCAAGAAGGCUAUCAAAUCAUCAUACCUGAAAACACUGCAUUCGGUACAGAUGUCAUUCAGAUUGAGGCCACUGACAAAGAUAUUGGGUCCAAUGGGGAAAUUGUGUACUCUAUUUUGACAAGCACCACACAAUUUGGUAUCCACUCUACUAAUGGGAUAGUGUAUGUAGCUGGCCAGCUAGACAGAGAGCUUGUUUCUACUUUAAAUCUGAAGUUUGAGGCUCGAGAUAAGGCAGACAAAGGGAGCCAAAAGUUUUCUGUGACCACUUUGACAAUUAUUUUGGAAGAUGUGAAUGACUGUCCCCCGCUAUUUAUCCCCAGUGUAUACAAAGCCAGACCUCUGGAGGACCUUCCUGUAGGAACAGUUGUGGCCUGGUUAGAAACCCAGGACCCAGAUUUGGGAUUGGGGGGCCAGGUUCGGUACUCUUUAGCCAACGACUAUAAUGGAUGGUUCGAGGUAGACAGGAUGAGUGGAGCUAUUCGACUCACACGGGAGCUUGACUAUGAGACCAAGCAGUUCUUCAACCUUACUGUGAAGGCCAAAGACAAGGGAAGGCCCGUUUCUCUUCUCUCCGUCACCUUUGUGGAGGUGGAGGUGGUUGAUGUGAACGAAAAUCUCUGUGUUCCAUACUUUCCGCAAUUUGCCUUGAUGGGAUUAGUUAAAGAGAAUGCCGUCAUUGGAACUACCCUACUUCAAGUUAUUGCUAAUGACGACGACGAUGGUAGAGAUGGAGAAAUCCAGUACUCCAUUCUGGAAGGGAGUGGACUUGGACGAUUUGCCAUUGAUGAAGAGACAGGGGUCAUCUACACUACUGAUAUGCUGGACCGUGAAACCAAGGACUCCUAUUGGCUUACAGUGUAUGCCACUGAUCAUGGUGUUGUUCCUCAUUUCACCACUAUGGAGGUGUUCGUCCAAGUGGAGGAUAUUAAUGACAACAACCCACUGACCUCCGAGCCACUCUACCGGCCGUCAGUGCCUGAAAAUUCACCGAAAGAUAUUUCUGUCAUCCAGAUCCAGGCCCAAGACCCCGAUGCCACACCCCCUAAUACUGACACAAGGCUCAACUACCGCAUUAUUGGCGGAAACCCACAGAAUUUCUUCACAAUCAACACCCGAACUGGACUGAUCACUACAACUUACCGGAAACUGGAUCGAGAACAACAAACAGAACACAUUCUAGAGGUGGUGGUGUCAGAUGCUGGUCCUAGUCCCAGGCAGAGUACAGUGUGGGUCAUAGUUAAGGUCCUGGAUGAAAACGACAAUAAGCCCAUAUUUCCUGAGAAAGUCUACCAGGUGAAACUUCCAGAAAGAGAACGCAGAAAGAAAGGUGUGGCCAUCUAUCGCGUGUUUGCAUAUGACCGAGAUGAAGGGCCCAACAGCGACCUCUCAUACAGCAUUGUGGAUGGCAACGAACAUGGGAAGUUCUUCAUUGAUCCUAAGACAGCAGUAGUAUCAUCACGCAAGGCCUUCACUGCAGGGAACUAUGACAUCUUAACCAUCAAAGCGACUGACAGUGGGCAUCCCCAGAAGUCCUCCACAGCUCGACUGCACAUCGAGUGGAUUCAUCGACCAACUCCUGCAACUCUCCCACUGAUCUUUGAUGAGCCAUUCUACAAUUUUACCAUCAUGGAGACUGACAAGGUGGCUGAGAUUGUGGGUGUAGUAUCAUUGCAGCAGAACACCAUCCCCUUGUGGUUUGAAAUCACAGGUCCCAGGUCUUUCCGUGAGAUGUUCUAUAUUCUGCAAAGCCCUUGUGGCAGCAACUGUUCCUCAGAAGGUGGGGACAGCGACAGUGUGUUUGAUAUACAGAAGAAUGUGGGCACUAUUAUCAUUGCAAAGCCCCUCGAUGCUGAACAGCGCUCCUUCUACAACCUCACAGUACUGGCCACUGACGGCAUCAACGCUGCAUAUGCACAGGUUCACAUUACUGUUAUGGACCACAAUGACAAUGAUCCCAUCUUCUCCCAACCAACUUAUGAUGUCACCAUUUCUGAAGAUACACCAUCUGACACUGAGGUGGUCCAGGUCCUGGCAUCAGACCGUGAUGAGCAUCACCAGCUAACCUAUUUUCUUCAGAGCUCCAUAGAACCAAACAGCAUGAGCCUGUUCCGCAUUCACCCUACUCUGGGCACCAUCUACACUGCUCAGAGGCUAGAUCACGAGGCCUGUGCCCAGCACAUUCUUACCGUCAUUGUGAAGGACCAAGAGUUCCCAUAUAGAAAAAAUCUGGCACGUGUGCUAAUUGAAGUGGAAGAUAUAAAUGACCAUGUGCCCAUAUUUACCAAUUCUCUGUAUGAAGCCUCAGUCUAUGAGUCAGCAGCAGUGGGAUCCGUUGUAGUUCAAGUUACUGCCCUGGACAAAGACAAAGGCGAGAAUGCAGAACUACGCUACUCCAUUGAAUCAGGGAACACUGGAAAUGCAUUCCAUAUUGAACCAGUUUUGGGUAGUAUCACAGUUGCACGUGACCUGGACUUGUCCAGCAUAGGCCACUAUGUUCUCACUGUCAGAGUCAGUGACAAUGGAGCCCCCCCAUUGUCAACUACAACAAUAGUGCGUAUUGCUGUCACUCUAUCUGACAAUACCAGUCCAAAGUUUCCACAGCCUGAAUACCAGACUGAGAUCUCAGAGAAUGCAAUGGUUGGAACUUCCAUCACCGCUGUUAGGGCAGUCAGCCAGUCCACCCUCACUUAUGACAUCAAACACGGUAACAUAGAUAACUUUUUUCAUAUAAAUCCAUAUAGUGGAGUGAUUACUACUCAAAAGCGUCUGGACUAUGAGACCAUUGCCUUUUACACCCUCAUAGUCCAAGCUACCAACAUGGCUGGCAUGACCUCCACUGCUACUCUGUUGAUACAGGUAGUGGAUGAGAAUGACCACCCACCAGUGUUCCAACAGCUUCACUAUUAUGGAAGCAUCAGUGAGGUAGCGCCAGUCAACAGUCUGGUCUUAAAAUCAGAUAACUCACCAUUAGUCAUCAAGGCUACCGAUGCUGACCACAACCAGAAUGCUCUGUUGGUCUACCAGAUUGUUGAAGACACUGCAAAAAAGUUCUUUACAGUGGACGCCGGAACAGGCUCCAUCAGAACAAUUGCUAAUCUAGACCAUGAGACAUUUGUUUCUUUUCACUUCCAUGUUCAUGUUAAGGACAGUGGUAGACCACAGUUAACAGCAGACAACCCAACUGAGGUCACAAUACAAGUAAUUGACACAAAUGACUCGCCACCUUACUUCACCAAAUAUGCUUUUGAAACAGUACUGCUACUCCCUACCUAUGUCGGAGUAGAAGUUUUGCAGGUUUCAGCCAUGGAUCCAGACGAAGUGGACACAGCACUCACAUAUUCUUUGACUGAGGGAGUACUUGAGCACUUUUCCAUUAAACCUUACAGUGGAAUUAUCAUAGUCAAAAACAGCAAUUUCUCCAAAGAUUGUUUCCGCUUCAGUGUCAAAGUUUCAGAUGGGAAGUUCUCCAGCACGGCUUGGGUGACUGUACUUGUCCGAGAAGCUCUGGACUCUGGCCUUAGGUUCACCCAGAGCAUUUAUACCUCAUUGAUUAAAGAGAAUAUAUCAAAUGUCACCAAAGUGGCCGUGGUCAAUGCUGUGGGAAACCAUCUCAAUGAACCAUUGACCUACACCUUGUUAAAUGCCGGUACACAUUUCAGAAUUCGUCCAACAUCUGGCGUUAUCCAGACAAAAGGUAUACCCUUUGACCGGGAACAACAAGAGUACUAUGAUCUGGUUGUCGAGGCAAGCCGGGAACAUGACAAACUACAUGUUGCAAGAGUUAUGGUUAGGGUACAAAUUGAGGACGUAAAUGAUAAUGCCCCUGUGUUUGUUGGGCUUCCCUAUUAUGCAGCUGUUCAAGUAGAAUCUGAGCCAGGAUCACCCAUUUUUAAAGUCAUGGCAUUAGAUGGUGACAAAGGUAUUAAUGGAAAUGUGUCUUACUAUCUCAAGGAUGACCAUGGUCACUUUGAGAUUAAUCAGCAGACCGGUAACCUCCACCUUAAAAGAUCAUUUGAGUCUGAUUUGUCCAAUGUGGAAUACCAAAUUGUAAUAUAUGCUAGAGACUGUGGUUAUCCACCUCUCUCAUCUACUAUAGAAUUCCCAAUCACUAUAGUUAACAAAGCAAUGCCUGUUUUUGACAAAUCAUUUUAUUCUGUUUCUGUGAAUGAGGAUGUUGCUUUGCACACACCUGUACUCGGAGUCAAUGCAACCAGUCCUGAGGGUCAAAACAUCAUCUACACCAUUGUUGAAGGAGAUCUGUCACUUCAGUUUGAUGUUGGUUUUGAUACUGGAGUCAUAAACGUCAUUCAUUUUCUGGACUAUGAAACUGCAUCUUCUUACCACUUAACCAUCAGAGCCACAGACUAUCUGACUGGUGCCCAUGCUGAGGUUAAUGUAGAUGUGUUGGUUCACGAUAUAAAUGAUAACCCACCAGUCUUCCAGAAAAGUUCCUACAUGGUAGUUUUGUCUGAAACAGCCAUGAUUGGAACUCCAGCACUACAAGUCACUGCCACAGACAAAGACUCAAAGGAGAACAAUGUUGUUCACUACCAGAUCUUCUCGGAUACCCAUAACAGCACGGAAUACUUUCACAUUGACAGUAGCAGUGGGUUAAUCUUGACAGCACGUAUGCUUGACCAUGAAUUAGUCCAAAAGUAUGACUUUAUUGUGAGGGCCACUGAUAAUGGGUUCCCACCAUUGAGUAGUGAAGUAUCUGUGUCUGUUGUGUUGAAUGACAUAAAUGACAAUCCUCCAGUUUUCAACCAGCUGCUCUAUGAGGCAUAUAUGAAUGAGUUAGCUCCUAGGGGUCAUUUUAUAACUUGUAUCCAGGCAUCAGAUGCUGAUAGCUCAGAUUAUGACAAAUUGGAAUAUAGUAUUUUGUCAGGAAAUGAAGGAAUGGAUUUUGUGAUGGACAAAAAGACGGGAAUCAUCACGUUGUCCAGUCAGCAUAAGCCAAGAAUGGAACCUGCCUACAGCCUCAAUGUUUCAGUGGCUGAUGGGCUGUUUACCAGCACUGCACAGGUUCAUGUUAAAGUGGUCGGAGCCAACCUGUAUGGUCCACUGUUUGGACAGAAUAUCUAUGAAGCAGAGUUAAGAGAGAAUGCCGUUGUGGGAACCAAAGUAAUACAGGUGAAGGCGACGGAUGCAGACUCUGGACUAUUUGGUCAUGUCACUUAUUCCUUUGUUAAUGAUGUGGCCAAGGACCAGUUUAGCAUUGAUUCAAGUGGCCAGAUCUACACCGCAGAAAAGUUUGACCGUGAGGACCCAGCCAAUAAAGACAUUGUUCUCACAGUUGCAGCUCAAGAUUCGGGUGGGCGCGUGUCUUACUGUAUAGUACAAGUUACUUUAUUGGAUGAAAAUGAUAAUGCACCUUACUUCUGCGCAAUGGAGUACAGAGCUUCAGUCAUAUCUGAUGUGACUAAAGGCUUCUUGGUGACACAGGUUCAGGCUCAUGAUCCUGAUUAUGGCACUAAUGCUGAAGUUAAAUAUUCACUUUACAGUGAGGCACAUGUCCCUGUGGUUGACAUUUUGGAGAUUGAUCCAGACAGUGGUUGGAUGGUGACUAAAGGCAGCUUCAGCCACUUGAAGAACUCAGUGUUAUCGUUUUUUGUAAAGGCUGUGGAUGGAGGAAAUCCAAUUCGGCAUUCUCUAGUGUCUGUCUAUAUCCAUGUUCUUUCUGUGGAAGCAGCAGAUGCCUACAUCCCUUCCUUCAGGCAACAUUAUUACUUAUUUAGCAUUCCAGAAAACACCCCCAUUGGUUCAACCAUAGGGACGGUGCAUCUUAACGGUCCUCUUGGAUCCUCCUCACACUCUCCUACCUUUUCCCUGGUUAAUGGAGAGAGUGAUGAAAACAACCAAAAUGGGGUGUUUGUGGUGGAAACAGAUACAGGAGUAAUCAAACUUGAUAAGCCAUUAGACCAUGAAGCAAUCCGAGGAUACUACUUCAAAGUAGCUUCCACUGUACAUCACGUUAAACUGGAUUCUGUAAUUUCUGUUGAUGUUGAGGUCAAAGUAUUGGAUCUCAAUGACAACAAACCAGCCUUUGAGGCCAACUCUUACGACACUGUUGUUAUGGAGGGUAUGCCAAUUGGAACUAGAAUUAUUCAAGUCCGAGCACGAGACCCAGACUUGGGUGCAAAUGGUCAGGUAAUAUACCAACUUGGUACAUUAAUCCUGGCAGAAGAGGAUUCAGAAAAGUUGGCUGGCACCUUUACUAUUGACAUUAACAGUGGCUGGAUCUCCACACUCAAGGCCCUGGACCAUGAGACUGACCCAUCCUACACAUUCACAGUAGUGGCUUCAGACCUAGGGGAGAACCUGUGUCUUUCCAGUACCACCACUGUGACAGUGGCAGUAUCGGACAUCAAUGACAACCCCCCCAAAUUUAUGGAGAACCGUUACUUUGGUUCAGUUCAGGAGAGUGACCCCCCAGGUGAGGUAGUGGCUGUUCUGAACUCUAGAGAUGAUGACAGCUCUACCCUUAACCACCAAGUCAGCUACCAUAUCACUGGUGGGAACUAUCGUGGCGUGUUUGCACUUGGUCUGGUUCAGGGUGAAUGGAAAAUGUAUUUGAAAGGAACACUAGACCGGGAGGAACGCAACCUCUACAUCAUCAAUGUCACGGCUAGCGAUGGACUUUUUGUAUCCCUAGCAAUGGUGGAGGUUACAGUGAUGGACACCAAUGACAACAGCCCCAUCUGUGACCAGGCUGUGUACACUGCCUUCAUUCCAGAAGACCUUCCAGUCAACAAUGUGCUACUGAGGGUUGGGGCUUCAGAUGCAGAUGUGGGCAUCAAUGCCUUAAUCCAGUACUCCUUACAUGGUCCUGGAUCCCAGGACUUCAGCAUGGACCCAGACAGUGGUGAGAUCAGAUCCUCUGUGAUUCUGGACCGUGAGAUGACAUCCAAUUAUUGGCUGGUUGCCCAAGCAACUGAUGGUGGUGGGCGCUGGUGCCGUGCUGUGGUGCAGUUGGCAGUAACUGAUGUGAAUGACAACCCACCUAUUUUUACACUGCCACAAUACACCGUCAGUGUCUAUGAAGACACUGUCAUCAAAGCACUAAUCACCCGCAUCCAGGCCAUAGACCCUGAUGAAGCAGGUCCGGGUCGUUUGGUGGUCUACUCCCUUUCUGACUCCUCUGGAGGUUCUUUCUCCAUUGAUAAGUCUUCAGGCAUCGUGGUCCUGGAAUGCACUUUGGACCGUGAAGUCCAGCCGGCAUAUCAGAUCACAGUUCAAGCAUCUGAUCAAGGAUCACCACUGCCUCUCUACUCAUUGGUCAACGUCACAAUCACUGUGUUGGACAUUAAUGACAAUCCACCUGUGUUUGAGCGUCGUGAUCAUCUGGCUACUGUCCCUGAGGAUGUGGGAGUGGGCACUGAGGUUUUAAGAGUUCAUGCUGCCAGCAAGGACAUAGGGACUAAUGCUGAGAUCACUUACACUAUCCGAUCGGGCAAUGAGCAUGGGAAAUUCUACAUUCAUCCACUGACAGGUGCCAUUAUAGUUGCCCAACCUCUGGACUAUGAGACCUGUAGGGACUACUUCUUGAUGGUGGAGGCUCGUGAUGGUGGCACACCACCUCUAAGUGCCAUUACUAAAGUGAACAUAAAUUUAACAGAUAUCAACGACAAUGCACCCAUGUAUAGCCGUGACCACUAUACUGCAGUGGUGUCAGAGGAUGCCACUAUUGGAGAGUAUGUUAUUGAGCUGGAAGCAGAGGAUGUAGACAGUCAGCUGAAUGGAGCUAUCCACUACACCAUAGUCAGUGGAGACAGAGACAAACACUUUUUCAUUGACCCUUUCAGUGGCAUCGUCAAGGUCAACAAGCAACUCGACUAUGAGACGGUCCCCAGCUACUCUUUGGUCAUCAGUGCUGUGGAUAGCGGAGUCCCAACCAUGUCCUCUGCUGUGAUCGUCAAUAUAGACAUCUCUGAUAUUAAUGAUAACCCACCAACCUUCUCCCCUGCAAACCUUACUGCUGUCAUACAGGAAAACAAGCCAAUUGGCACCAGUAUCCUGCAGUUGUCAGUCAUCGAUCAGGACUCCUCCUACAAUGGACCACCUUUUGACUUCCAUAUACUUGCAGGAAAUGAAGGCGGGGAAUUCAUGCUGAAGAAAGAUGGAACACUUGUGGCUAAUCAAGUAUUCCGAAGGGAUUUGGCAACUGAAUAUAAAAUUCAGAUACAGGUGACAGACUCUGGGAAGCCUCGUCUAUCUUCUUUAUCCAUGCUGACAAUUAGAGUUAUUGAGGAGAGCCUGCAUCGGCCAGUGGCACUGCCACUAGAAGUUCAUGUUGUCACUAUGGAGGAUGAAUUUCCUGGUGGUGUGAUUGGUCAACUGCAUGCCACUGAUGCUGACCCGUAUGAUGUCCUGACCUUUGGCCAUGCCCCACCCUCCCAGCGUAGUCUAUUUAAGAUCAAUUCUCAUGAUGGAAAGAUCAAUGCCCUGGGUGGGUUGGAUGCAGGCUGGUACUCUCUGAAUGCUAGUGUCAGUGAUGGCCGGUUUGCUGUUCCUGUGUCUGUAAGUGUGCAUGUGGAGCAGGUAAUACCAGAGAUGUUGCGUGAGGCAGUGACGGUCCGCUUCGAGAGUGUGGAGCCACAACAGUUUGUGGCACUGCACCUGAAGAGCUUGUUGAAGUUAUUCCAGAAGGUCGCAGCUUCGCAACAGCUAGAUACACUGCACCUGCUCAGUCUGCAGCCAGUUGGUGGUACGCAACAACUGGAUGUACUCAUCACCAUGGAAACAGCAGGGGGUGGGUAUUACAAAGCAGCCUACCUCACCCAGAAACUUAGUGCAUCACGUCGGCUGCUGGAGGAUGUGCUCAGAGUCUCAGCUAUCCUGGAUAAAAACUGCUCAGGGUUGGAGUGUCGUGGGGCGCAUUGUGAAGAGAGCAUUAUUCUGGAUUCGCAUAACCUGGCUACAUACAGCACUCCACAAGUCAGCUUUGUCUCACCUCGCUUCCACCGGACCUCACACUGUACAUGCAAUGAUGCCAGCUGUUCUGCUCUGCUAGGACAGUGUGAGGACCAGCUAUGUCCUGAAGACAUGGAGUGUGUUCCUGUAGAGAUUGCUAGAGGACGAUACUCAUGCCAGUGUCCACAUAGCAAACUGGAAGAGUGUGCAGGUCAUUCAUCUCUGAGCUUCUCAGGUAGCAGCUAUAUCAAGUACAGACUAUCUGACCGGCUGCAGACAGAGCUGAAACUCAGCCUGAGGAUUAGAACACUGCAGAGUCAAGGAAUCAUCAUGUACACACACACAGAGCCUGGUACUAUACUCAAGUUGGAAAAGGGGAAGCUGUUGUUCCAGCUGGCCUAUGGUUCUGUUGGAGCUAGUGACACUCUGGACAUGUUGGGCAUCUCUAGCCAUCGUAUCAAUGAUGGCAGCUGGCACACUGUGGCACUGGAGUUGAACUGCAACUUCAGCAGUUUGACACUGGAUGACAGCUACAUUGAGCAGCGCCGUGGACCAUCAUUCCCCCAACCGCUCACUUCAGACAGAACUAUCUACUUUGGAGCACUGGUACAGCCCCCAAACUCUCGCAGUCUCAUAGACUCCCAAAAGGAUCUGCGGGUGCUUGCAGGUUUCCAAGGGUGUCUGGACAGUGUCAAGAUGAAUAACAAUGAGCUGCCACUACAGAACAAACUUUCACAUUAUGCAGAAGUGGUGGGAUUAACGGAAGUGAAGCUUGGCUGCAUACUUUACCCUGACUCAUGUCUGCAGCAGCCAUGCCACAAUGGAGCCACUUGCACCAGUCUCUCUUCUGGUGGAUUCUCAUGCAGUUGUAUCCCCCAGUACACUGGAGAGCGCUGUGAGAUCAAGAUAACGGUUUGUGUUCCCAAUCCAUGUCACAACGGUGCUGUCUGUAAACCCAUUGGAAAUGCAUUCCUCUGCAGUUGCAGGAGAGGCUUCAGGGGUCUAAUUUGUGAGGAAGAUGUGAAUGAAUGUAACCACAAUAAUCCAGAGGGUGAGUGUGAGAAUGGCGGUACUUGCGUCAACACUCACGGUUCCUUCUACUGUAACUGCAAUGUGGGCUUUGUUGGCCAACGCUGCAGCCUACGCCCCGUCAUUGUCCCGGACAUGCAGGCUGGUCAUGCUGUGGUUGGUAAAGAGGAGCUUAUUGGCAUAUCUGUGGUGCUUUUUGUCAUCAUCACCCUCAUUAUUCUUUUCAUCGCUUUCCGCAAGAAAGUUUUCAAGAAGAACUACUCACGGAACAACCUUUCUCUGGUCCAGGAUCCAGCUACAGCUGCACUCCUCAACAAAGCCAAUGGUAUUCAGUUUAAGACACUUGGCUCAGUUUUACAUUGCACACCAGGAGACCCUGUCAACCUGUACUCAGAGCAAGUAAUGGAGCCCAAUAUAGUAGGAAAGGGCAGAAUGAUGGGACCGCCACAAGUCCCUGUGAGGCCUAUGACAUACACCCCAUGUUUUCAAGGUGACUCAUGGUCCACACUGGAGAAAAUGACUGAUUCAUUUAAUGUGGAGCAUACAGAGAUGAGCACCUUUCAUCCAGAGUCACCAAAAAUCUUGUCAGAAACCUCCAGGAGGGGUGUAGCGGUCUGCAGUGUGGCCCCCAACUUGCCAGUGCCACCUUGUCAGUCUGACUGUGACUCCAUUUGCAAAAGGCCAUGGGACCAUCAUGACGGUAAGAUGACUGGCAUGGCAGAAGAAGAAACCUGUUUCUCAUGGAGCAACAAAGGAAGUAACUCAGAGGUCCAGUCACUGAGUUCCCUUCAGUCAGACGACAAUGACAAUGCCUCCAUAGUGACCGUCAUUCGACUGGUCAAUGAUGCAGUCAACACAAUCGAAAGUGAAGUGUCAGUUAUGGACCAAGGUCAAACCUACAACCGAGCAUAUCACUGGGACACAUCUGAUUGGAUGCCAAACGCCAGACUGUCAGACAAUGAAGAAAGACCUUACUAUAAGGCGAGUCCUUGCAGUGAUGUUGCAAGCUUUGCCCCUUGUCAUGGAGGAAGCACCAGUGAAUUGGAGUCAGACUACUACCUUGGGGGCUAUGAUAUCGACAGUGACUACCCUCCUCCCCGUGAAGAAGAGUUCCUGAGCCAGGACCAGCUGCCACCUCCGCUGCCCACGGACGAGUACUUUCCUGAGCCCUACACACCACUACCUGCCAACCCACUGGUCUCCAAGGAGAGCACAUUGAGUUCUGGCAGUGCCGGGUGUCAGCAUGCCAGGCCACACUUCCAUCCCAGCCAAUACCUGCCUUCCCACCAGCUACUUGUUGGGGAAAUUCCCCUUGAGGACAUUAACGCUUCAGUGAAUGAGGUAGGUAAUAUGGAUACUGAUGAUUCUGUGUUGCCAAAUAUGCAACUGUCUGUGGGUGCAGAGUCAACCUCUGAGAUGCAGGUCCCCUGUGUGCUGGAUGACUUGGAACAUUGCAGUGACUUUGAAAGCAUAGAUGAGCUUCAUCUAGGGAUGACCAUAAUCACUGAUUCACAGCAACAGACUGAAGUGUGAUUGAUUGGUCAAUUUAAAAAUGGUGUACACUGAGCCACAAGGAGCGUAAGAGCAUAAGAGUGGCGCAGGUACACAAUAGGAUGCUAUCAAAUGGGAACAAAUGCUUGUGAUGAAAGAAUUGAAUAGAGAAUAUGAAUGCAACAGACAAAUCCAGAGUAGCUAGAAAUUACAAUUUUUUCCUUGUUUUGAAAACUUUGUAGUGACCCAAGGUUGUUCAUAAUUGUCACUGGCCGUAAAGUUUCAAUGGUAUUAAAUACUGGUUAUCACAUCUCCAGAAAAGAAACUAUAUUUGUUAUCAGUCUCUAAUUUUAGGAUAUUUAUAUAAUUGUAAUUUUAGUUAUAAAAUAUGUUAAGUCUGAAGUGGAGUGGAAAUUGUAAGUAUUGUAAUUCAUCUUUCAGUUCUAGUUCUGGGUUCUUGUUCUGGGUGCAGGGUUAUUUCAAUUAGAUACAGUUUUAUAUUUCUAAUGUAAGUAAGUGAAAAUAAACACAGUUCAUAUUUUUAAUUUUUAAUUUUAUUACUUAUGAUUGAGAUUAGUAUCUUGCUGCAUAACCGAGCUACACUUUGGAACUUCAUGAACUUCAAGAUUUCAGAGAGUGUCCAUUGAAUUAAUAUGUCAAUCAUUGAUUGCCCUGAAGCAGCAUCACAACCUCACACCAUCACUCUGCCAACUCCAGGUUAAAGCAUACACUAAUGCAGGUAUAGCAUUAUGACAACUGACAGGUGAAGUAACUAACACUGACCAUCACGUGGCAAUAUAAUGUUCUGGUGGGAAACGUUUCAACCUGCCGUUCAUGUGGAUGUUACUUAGACAUUUACAUUGGAUUACCGAGUUUCAAGUUUUGUAAUAAGGUGUGCAGUUCAAGAUAGGUUAGCAGAUUAAUAACAAACAAAUUCUAACAUUUUUUAACAAUUUUUUUGUUUUUUUGUUUAAUGUUGUCACAUUGUUUCCUAAAUGCCACGUGGGUUUUUGUAGGCAUUGCAUUCCAGUGUACUUUUAAAGAAAAGAAGUUAAACCCAUACUCACUCAUGGUUCAUUCCCACCUGCCCUCAAGGAUAAACAGCACAUCUGACUGGUUGAGAUUAUUAGGGUUUUGCUGAUAUGUGUUUUGGUAAUGGGACACUCUUUUUGUACAUUUCCCUCAGAUGGAAUUUCACAAUUUCUCAAGAUAUUGUUUAAGUUUACUUUGCUUUGCUUUCAAACACACUAGGCAGCAUCACAAAUUUGUCCUGACAUUUUGUGAACAAAGUUGUUGUGUUUAAAUUUUCAAAAAUCAGACAGAAGAUAAAUCGUUUCAAAUGCUUGACAUCAUCACUGUUUUGUAAUACUUUGCCUGAUCUGCUCAGAAAAAGCAGCUUUUUUUGUUAGUGAAAUAUCUGUGUUUGACUUUACUUCUCUGUACAGUUUUUCUGGUGUGUUAAAAUCUAAUUUUGUAGAUUGUAGGAAUUGCAAUUCUGAACAGAAUUCUGAACAGAGUAUGUGAUAUGAAUGUGUAGCAUCAUAUAUUAGCUAUUUCGUCAUUAUUUGCCUAUUCUAUAAAGAACCGGAACUGCCAAAAUAAGUUAAUAAAAAAAUAGGUUAUUAUAUAAACGUUAGAAAAGGGAGUGUUAUCCCAGAGGCGAGAGCCAGACAGUAAACUUCAUUCGUGUGAUUUUUUUCUCUUGACGAUUGAGCAAGAUUAGAAUUCCCCACACUUUGUUCUCCAGUGAAUGUUGGCUUUUCCUUCCUUGUCUGUUCUAUUUUCGCACACAGUUAAAAUCAGUCCAUCUUCAGUUUCUGUGUCAGUACUUUAUUUGUCAAUAAUUGCAACCUCUGGAGAGGUACAGUCAGGGGAGGCAAUGUGUUACUUUUCAUGAUGAAAAGCAUUGCCAAUAAAAUAGAUUAUACUAUUUGCCCAUUGAUUAGUGAUAUAAACCUAAUUUCCAGUAUGAUUACAGUCAUUUUGAUCAUUUUUAUAGUCAAAGUCGCUGAUACCUGUAUUUCCUGUGUAAAUACAGGUAUCAACACGAGCUGAAGCAUCACCUCAAAAACACAAUCUUUCACAAACUGAGUUAGGCUUAUAUCUUCAUCAUCACCAAUAUCUCUGUCACCAAUACUACGGUUGUACACAGUUCGACUUCAGCCACCUACCAAUCCAUCACAUUAUCAAUCCACCACACUCCACCAUGAACAAUCCACUCCACCACAGCAUAUAGGCAUUCAUUUGUAAUCCAGACUAAUACCUUGCAUGUUCAUGUUUCCUCAGUAAAUGUUCAUUCUGCCCCAUGUCUGCAAAAGGUCUGUCAUCCAGGUAAAGAUUUAUCCAAAAAAUGCUAAAGGACUGGUGGGGAGUUAGGGUUUCAAUAGGAAUAUCUCUAACAACCCAUUAUCAGUGGGAAGCUCCAGUCUCAUUCUGCACCCAUUUGAUUUCUCCUUCAUCAAUCCUUCAUAAUUUUUCUUUAUUUAAAAGUAAAAUGUGGGUGUAAAUAAAUAAAGUGAAAUAAAUUGGUUGAUAGUAAAUAAAUAAAUACACUGAUAAAAAAAAAAGGAAAUUAAUUAUUAAAUAAAUAAACUGGGCAAUUAAAUGGGAAAAUAGAGGCAUUUACACAAUAUCCAUUUAUAUUGCAUAAGAGUUUAUGACAGUUCUGGCCCUCCAUACAUUGCCUUUUUGCCUCCAUACUCUAUGCUGCAGAUUACUUUUGCUCUUUUAGUAUUGCCUUUUAAUGUCACAUUCAUUAGUUUUGUUAAUAGAACAGUUUCAGUGCAUUUCUUUCAUAUCAAAUGUUUUGAUGAAUUUCUAAUGAUAUUUUAAGUCUGUUUAGUUUUAAGACACACUUGGCUGUCUGCAUAAAUGUAGUGUUUAAAGUUGUUUUUAUUACAUCCUUUCAAAAACCUUUGUUCAGAAAAUAAAACAGAAGUUGCUUAC